This is a messenger RNA of Exaiptasia diaphana, 2635 nucleotides long. Its product is annotated as band 4.1-like protein 3. The coding region runs from base 162 to 1361 and encodes 399 amino acids. NCBI's taxonomy places the organism in Eukaryota, Metazoa, Cnidaria, Anthozoa, Actiniaria, Aiptasiidae. The transcript has 2 exons. Gene Ontology annotation, cellular component: cytoskeleton. The record is from RefSeq and is a predicted model, not a curated record.
UCUAUGUCUGUGUGAAAAGAGAUAUUUUGUAGAAUACGUGUCUUCUAAAGGACAAUUGUACGUUGUUUUGUAAUGCCUAGAUCUGCCGGAUGUACGUGACUGCACGAUCAAUAUCGCGUCAGACAUAUCAUAACUGCACAUUAUUUUAAGUGUGAUAAAUCAUGAGUUGGUAUCAUACGUACAUAGCCCUCGACGCAAGUCAAUACAAUACAUACCAUAGACGAAAUAUGCUGUCRCGUAGAAGAUCUCGUUCUCCUGUUCGAUUCCURGAAUGCAGAGUUGUACUACUCGACAAUUCCGAGUUUUGUACGACGUUCGAAUCCGGUGAAAUCGAAGCUAGRAACCUGUUUGAUCAGGUAUGCGUAAAAGCUCAAAUACCUCCGAAAUUCCGCAAGUAUUUCGGGCUACAAUAUGUCGAUCGCAAAGACGGUGAGAUGUCGUGGGUUUUGCUGGAYAGRCCUAUCCGCGUAUCAAAAAAGAGAGGAAAGUCAAGAAAUUUUCAGUUGGCUGUAAAGGUGUUUCCCGAAGACCCUGUCAAGAUCGUGGAACAUUCAAUCUCAACUUCACGAUGGCUUGUUUUUCAACUGAAGUACCUUAUCACUCAAGGGAAACUGCAUCUACCACUAGAUCAACAUGCAGUUUUGGAUAGUUAUUUCGCUCAGGCAGRCCUAGGAGACUACACAGCUCAAGAUCAUGGCUAUGGCUACCUGGAYGGCUUYCUAGGCUCGACUUUUUUCGCGCARCCAAGCUACAUUAAUUCAAAUUUAGAAAUCAGCGAUUCAGCAUAUGAGAAYAUGGUCACGAACCUACACAAGUCACGCAAUGGCAUGAAGACCCAUGAGGCUUUGAUGGCGUUCUUAGAUCUAUGUCACGRAAGCAAACUGUACGGMAAAUUCAUCCACAAGGGUGCUACAGACAGCUCGAACAACGAUGUUCUUUUUGUMAUCUCCAUCAAGGGACUGCAAGUAUCUGUYCCAGAUGAGUUUCGCGAACCYGGGGAGUUGCUACACGACUUCCCAUGGGGUGUGGUCCAUACUAUUCUCUCUGACAAAUCCAAYCUUAUAUUAACUAUUAAACCAAACGGUGUCGGCACCGGUCCUGAGAUUAUCUACACUUUCAAAUUCCAUGGACAUUUUGCUUACCUUCAAGCCGACCGAGUCGUCACAGAUUGUGUGAAUCAUAAGAUACUKGCKCUCAAUAAAGCGACCAUGGAAAGGAAAACUCUAAGGAGUCAAUCAAUGGAAGACGUAUCAAGAACCGACCAGUUAACGGUACCUACUACAGGCUGGAGACAUCAUUCUUACAGCCCAUUAAUGUCAUUGAGGAAGCAAAUGAGAGUCGGUGUGGAGCAGUUUGUUUAGACAUUGGUCAACUGAAGUAACAUGAGUUUUGUACAUAGAUAUAGUGUGGUGAAAUGUUAUGUAGAGUUCGGUUUUUGUUAUGAUUUCGAGGUGUUCGUGAUAUGCACAUAGAUGUCCGUAAUAUCGAGGUGUUUGCAAUAUAGAGGUGUCCGUGAUAUAGAGGUGCCUGUAGCAAAUAGUCACGUAAUAUAGAGAUGCCCGUAAUGUAGAGGUGUCCGAAAUAUCGAGGUGCUUGGAAUAUCGAGGUGUCCUUAAUAUAAAGAUACCCGGCGUAAUGUAGAGUUGUCCGAAAGAUAGAGGUGUGCAUGUAUGAUUGAGGUGUUCUAAAAUUAGAAUUAUCCGUAUUAGAAGAGGUUCCACUAAAAUGAUUUCCAGUCAUCAAUCAAACGUUUUGUAUUUGGAACGUUCUGAACACUCGAGGGGCUUCCGCUCGGAUGCGCAACAUUGAAAUGGCUUUUCGAUAUCUUUGAGUUGGUAUUUUGUCCACGCCUAGUUGAACUUUUAAGUCGCUAUUUUCUACUUUGAUCGUCAGUAUUAAUUGAUAGCACUAAAAUGGCUUUCCGUUUGUAACACUUAAGUGGCUUUCCAAGCUGUUCAAAUGCCAUAUUCCACUCCAAGRGUCGCAAAAAUGAAUCGAAAGAAACCSUUUUACUGUAAUUGAUGCAUCUACUUAAAGCGAGGAGACCUUCAAAAUAAGAUCUAUAAUUGAAAUCGUGGCAUUUCUUUUAUGGCAUUGAAAUGGCUUUUUGGUUUUUACAGSGUUGAAYUGGWGUACAAACAUUAAAAUUAAAUGCCACUCAAUACUGAUCAAUUAUGCUUAUUCAAUUUUUUACUAGUAAAUCAGCUCUAGURAGUAGUAAAUUAAUAAAAAAAACUAUUACUCAUAAUAGUAUUUUUAUCAUCUAGUUUUGCUAUGCAACAUUGUGUUGAUAUUUAUAUUAUGUAACUGAUAGAUGCGUUUCAAACGCCAAAUCUCACACGUGCUAAAGUCAAAGUUUAUCCAAUCUUUUACUGCUCAUUAUCUUUCCAUUUGUAGUUCGGUACAUGUGAGAUACGACGUUUUUAAGGAAAGGUACAGAAAAGUGCACCUUCAUCUCUGAAAAUUAAAUAUUUGUGUAAAAAGUCCUCACUCAAGCAAUGGGUUGACAAAGUGUAAUAAGCAAGCCUAGAUUAUAAGAAAGAGUGAGCCAUUGCAGAGAAAAAACUAGAAAUGUACAGUUUUAACUAAAAAUACUAAUUUUGAAAUAAAAUUGAGUUGUAGUUUGUUUCUCCGA